AGUCACUGUUGCUGCAAAUCCUCUCUGGUCAAACAGAAGACAACUGCUCUGUGUUCUCUGUGGCACCAUCAGAGCCACCCUGUUCAGCAUGCCCAUGACCUACACACUGGGACAAGUGAAAAGCCCCCAGUUAUAACAGUAUUGGAGAGGCAACCACACAUAUUGUGUUUCCUGUGAGAGGGAAUGAGGCACGGUGGCUGACAGCGGUCGAGCGACAGAGCUGCGAAGAGAUCGACCAGAAGUGGACAGUUAGACAUGGGGAUCGCAAAGAGCACGGCUAAGGGCCACCAGCAAACUGUGGCCGACGCCGACGUUCAGCUGAAAGCAAGCGAUGAUGACAUGCUGAUAGUCCUCACAGACUACCCCUCCCCAGACAUAAGUGAGCCAAUCUUCAGGAUGGGGGAAAGACUCAAAGGCCUCGGAGAAGAAGGUUCCUGGUGGAAAGUCCGGUCCCUCAAAACAGGCCAUGACAACUACAUUCCAUGCAUCCACGUUGCAAAGAUUUACCAUGGAUGGCUGUUUGAGGGUGUGGUGAGGCAAAAGGCAGAGGAGCUCCUGCGGAUGCCUGGAAAUGUAGUCGGCUCUUUUAUGGUCCGAGAGAGUCCCAAAGAGAGAGGGGUCUACUCAUUGUCCGUGAAGCACAGAGCCAUCAAGCACUAUAAAAUUUUCCGCAUGGCCAACAGCUGGUACUACAUCUCCCCGCGCCUCACCUUCCCAAGCCUGGAGGACAUGGUCAACCACUACUCGGAUGCAGCGGACGGCCUGUGUUCCGUUCUGACUGCUCCCUGUCUGGCGUUUACAGCCAACGCCCCGAGCACCGUCCCCCAGCACCCACCUGUGGUCAUGCGCCACAACUUUGACUGGAAGAACGUGGACAGGUCCCAGCUUCUCAACGCCAACUCUGCAGACAACCAGCACGCCAGGGACAUGGUCAGUUUUGGCGUGAGGAAUAGCAUAGCCUCUUACCUGUCCCUGGCCGAGACGACAGACAGCAGCAGGACCAGCAACCGUAAAAAAAAGAGUAAAUCUAUCUACUUGAUGACAGAUACCAGCAACACACUCUACGAGGAGGAUUAUGAUUAAGGCCUUGGGGAGAGGGGGAGGAGGACUUUGGAUGGUCUUGGGAUUUUUUUUGUACCCAAGUGGAACAGACAUUGCUAAAUCUUGGACUCGUCCAGUUAAACACACUUGACAUAUUCUCGUCCUUAAAGAAAGAGUGGAAGAGUAACGUGGGGAUGAGGCCACUAUAUGUGUCCACUGUGAGGAUAGUCAGUGAGGAGAAGACUGAAUGCUUUCCUUGGCAGGGUGAUUGCCUUUUAAACAAACUUGCUGUGUGUGAGAGAGUGUGUGUGUGUGUGUGUGUGUGUGUGUGUGUGUGUGUGUGUGUGUGUGUGUGUGUGUGAGAGUGUGUGUGUGUGAGAGAGUGUGUGUGUGUGUGUGUGUGUGUGUGUGUGUGUGUGUGUGUGUGUGUGUGUGUGUGUGUGUGUGUGUAUAUGUCUGUGUGUGUGUGUACUGUAUGUACAAGUCUUUUUUUGGCGGAUGUGAGUGAGUAUUUCCCAAGAUUAUCUCCAUACAUUCUCAGUCACGGUCAGCUAUUUUGGCAAUACCACAGACAUCCUCACGUAUCCAUAGUUAGCUUGUUAACAUCUCAAGAAAAAAAACAAAAAAACAACCACCACUGUCUCUAACUCCACAGCCUUUUUUGGUCACAUCCCUCAGGCUUCGGGGCAUUUUGACUCAAUUUGCACAACUGGGAGAGAUCUUCAGUAGUGUUGUUUUCAAUAGCCGGGGGGGUUCGAGUCGUCCUUUUUGCGAUCACAAACUCCACACAGCGCUGGUGCCAAACCAAGAAAAGAAGACCCCGGCGUUCUUUGCUCCACACAAACAUCCGUGCAAACACGGAGCCGGAGCAGAACACGCAGCCAGCAUGGCGAGCAGCCGCCGACUCCUUUGUUUAACGCCGUUGUGAUGGAAUAGGCUUCAGAGCCGCUAAAUCUUUAUGGCUGCCAUCUGCGCCACUGAUUAAAGGCAUUUAUUGGGGAUUAGUGUUGCACACUGAUGCAACUCACUAGACUGCUCCGUGCCACUUAAAUGGCUUCCGAGACGCCUGCUGAUAGGAAUGCAGAUGUUUUGCAGAUUGCUGUUCUUGAUUGCUGUCCUAAACUGCUCGUAACAAAACCUGUAACUUUUUUUUUGUCCCACUCUUCACUGCAAAUGAAAAGUGUGUGUGUGUGUGUCUGUGUGUGUCUGUGUGUGUGUGUGUGUGUGUGUGUGUGUGUGUGUGUGUGUGUGUGUGUGUGUGUGUAUGUGUAUGUGUAUGUGUGUGUGUGUGUGUGUGUGUGUGUGUGUGUGUGUGUGUGCGCGUGUGUGGAUUGCGGAGACAUGAGCGUGGUUUGUUGAUGAUGUUUCCCCCUGAGAGACAUGGCAAGCAAGCACAAGCUUUAAUAAAUCGGACUUCCUGUGAACUGUU
Alosa sapidissima (American shad) is the source of this 2470-nucleotide messenger RNA. It is a transcript of the gene sla1a, whose product is annotated as Src like adaptor 1a. The record is from RefSeq and is a predicted model, not a curated record. Lineage: Eukaryota; Metazoa; Chordata; Actinopteri; Clupeiformes; Clupeidae. The transcript is spliced from 8 exons. The coding region runs from base 256 to 1083 and encodes 275 amino acids. Gene Ontology annotation, molecular function: protein binding.